GUUUAUAGUAUAUAGCUUGCUUAGAAGCUGUAAGUAGAUGUUGCAUAUUUAAUAAUGUAAAUGACCACCAAGUAUUAGGCAAUAUAGGUUAAGAAUGUGGUUAAAUUAUUAAGGGGAAAAUGGGUGUGGCUAGGAUCGAGUACAAAAUAAAUGCAAAAUAAUUCGGAGAAAAAAAGCAAAUAAAAAUUGAAAAUUAAAAUUCUGCUACAAUAUGGUGAAUACAAUAUGGCGAAUAUACAAUAUGGCGAAUAUACAAUAUGGCGAAUAUACAAUAUGGUGCAUUGUUACUAUAUAUAGCCUUGUAGUUUCCAUAAGUGUUGAUGUAAAUAGUCGAGUAGAAAAAUUUAAAAAAACACCAAAUGUAAAUAUCUAAUUCAAUUGAAUGUAAUAUUUAAAUACAGAGCAAAAAGCUAUGUUGUGGUGUGUUUGCAUGUUGAAACAGCUUGUUCUCAUUCCUUUCUUUCACAAAAUGCAGUCGUCUUUACCUUCUGACUGUUACACAUGACUUGCACAUACAUGCAGUUUACAAACACUUAGCUGUAUAUAGUUCUUUUAAUCUGUUUAUUAAAUUUAUUAUAAAACACAAGAAUUAAUUGCUUCAUACUAAUAUUCUCUUCUCUUUUUUUUAGGUGAAUCAACAUAGAUUUCUUCCUUUUUCUCAUCUUUUAGGUUUUUAUAUUUUGUCCACUAACAUAUUAUACUUUCUUUUUCUCGUUUUUUAGGUUUUUACAUUUUUAGUGUCCACUAACAUAUAUUAUAUACUUUCUUUUUCUCGUUUUUAGGUUUUUAUUAUAUUAUACUUUCUUUUUCUCUUUUUUUAAGGUGUUUCUCUUUUAGGUUCACUAACGUAUUUUAUUUUUUUUCUCUCUUUCUUAGAAUUUCUCUUUUUAGAAAUUUCUCUUUUCAGGUUUUUACUAACAUUUUCCCUUUCUAGGAAUUAACUAACAUAUUUUAUUUCUUUUCUCUCUUUCUUAGAAUUUCUCUUUUUAGGAAUUUCUCUUUUCAGGUUUUUACUAACAUUUUUCCUUCCUAGGAUUUAACAUUUUCCCUUUCUAGGAUUUAAUUAAUAAUUUCUGUACAUUUUAUCUGAAAUGAAUGCAUAAAUUUGUGAUAAAACUUGUAAAUGCAUUCAUUUUUUCAAUAAAAAUAAAAAUCUCUCUGUCUCUGUGUUCUCACUACAUAUAUAUAGAUGAAAAAAUAAUUUUUUUGUAAAUAUUUUUAUAUAAAUAAAAGUCGUCAGCUGUGUCUGUUGUCGUUGAUUAUUGCAUGAGAGAGGGUUUUGAAUGAAUGAAUGAACAACUUUAUUUAAAGAGGGUAGAAACACAUGACAGCAAUAUAGCUGAAAAACCUGUGGCCCUCAUAUACAAUACAUACAAAGUUAUUAAUUCUACUUUAAAGCGUCUAAAAGCUACUUAGAGUAAAUAUGUAAAAGAUCUUAGGAUUAUAAAUUUAUAUAUACAAAUUAUAUACAGUACAACUUGAUGGUACGUCACAAUAAUAAUUCGAAGUGAUCGAUGCCCUUAUAAGAUUCUAAGAAGUAUUUUUUAAGGGCAAACUUAAAGGAAUUAACGCUAGGUUUUGUCUUAAUAUCCUUCGGGAGAUUGUUCCAUAUUUUAAUGCUGCUGACCGUUACAGAUUUUCCUCCCUCAGUUGCAUAAUUAUAUUUAGGACACACUAAAUUAUAUUCGCCAUGACGAGUUUGUCUACCAUUAAUUUCAUUGUUUGUUUUAAAUAAGUCCUUAAUAUAUUGUGGAGCUUGAUCAUGCAGGCUCUUGUAAAUACUAAAGUGUUUUCCUCCGGGCUGCCCGGUUUCCCUCUCUAUAUACUUACACCCUUUUCUGAUUGGCUUUGACAUACAACAUGCUACAAGUCUGAAUAAGUUGCAUUACAUUAAAGAUGCGGUACAGUUCGUAUGUAAACAAAGGCUUUGUUUACAUUUCGGUAUCCAAAAUAUUGAAUUUUAUUCAACAACUAUUUAUAUUUUCAUGAUUCUAGAGUAUAAUAAAUUAUCAAGAGACAACAAUUAAGCUUUGCAAGAACAUAAAAUGAAAUAGAAACCUAAAUAAACUGUUUGUAAAUAAAAAGAGGGCUCCUUUGUGCACAUGCGCAGGUCGGACUGUACCGCAUCUUUAAUAAAAAACUCAAUAUAUAGAACCAACUUUUCUUGAUAGUUGAUACUGUAUGCAAACAUAUGUGCACACACUAAAAUGAAAACCAAAAUAAAAAAGUGUCCACGUUUCGGAACCAAGACUGGUUAUAGGGUUAGAUCCCCAGUGAGUGUGCACUGAUUCUCAAUUCUAAUAUUCUAGUCUCUUAUUGGUUGAAUGUUUAUCUGACUGUACUGCAGGCAUCAAUAUGAAAGGCUAAUAAUUUUGGUCAUGAUGCAUGAGAACGAGGCUCCCGGUGGUACCCAGAUCUGGGGCCAGUUGUUCAAAAGCCGGUUAGUCUAUUUAAACCCUGGGUUAACACAAAUCUACAAAUUAAAUUUUCCAACAGCUCAUCAAUCAAGUUGAAUAUGUUUUUCCAGAAAUCUUUUCUGGUUCAAAAGAGGUUUUAUUUUCUAAAGUUUGGAAACGAAUGAUCAUGCAGAAAUUGAGAAAUACAUAAAUAAAAACAGCUGGUUAAAAUUUAACCCAGGGUACGUUGGCCCCUGGUCUUUGUGUUCACAAAAAUACUGUUCCCGAUAAAUAACUGUUAAAUAUUUACCCACUUUAGCUACUUAACCAUAUAGCAUAUCAAACGAAGAAUCUUUUCGCCAUAAAUGUCAAAUAAAAGAAAAUUUUAUUUCAAGAAAUAAAUUCAGUAGAAAUUAUGCUGAAUAAAUUAUACAACCCGUUCGCGGGCUAAAUUCAAAAUGGCGCUUCACUGUUAACGCUAGAUCAUUGUAAACAGCAGUUUUUAAAUGGGAAAUUCUCGCAAAAUGUAAGAUAUUUGACAAUGAAAACUUCUAAUUUUUGUUGGUCAUGAGUUCUUCGUUAGAAAGUGUGAAAAAGACAAAGAAAGUGCCUUUAAAUGGAGCAAAAAAUCCAGGAAGGUGAGAAUUGGGCCACCCCAACCCCCCCCCGCCUCCCCCCAAUUGAAGGGUGUGGACAUCUAAUGGGGGAGGAGGGAUCUUCAUCUUAAAUUUUCCUAGAGGAUAGCUUGAGAGAUUUAAAAAUAUGGCAAAAAUUACCAAGAUAUCCUCUGGGGUAACUUCCACAAUUAAAUUGCAUCCAAGGGGGUUCCAAAUUUUUUAUAUCCGAAUGGGAUUAUGAAGGGACCCCUCAAUAGGGGGGGGGGGGUGCCUAUAUUAAAUGGAAUGGCCCAUUUUGCUCAAUGUUGUAUUUAAUUGUGAAAAUAUAUGUAUAAAUCACAAGGUUUAAAAUGGGCAUACAAUUAUAGGUGAAGCCAGUUUUAAAAAUGACAUUGAUUUUGGAGUUUGUUCGAGUUGUACUCUUGUACAUAAGUAUGUUGUCGCAGGUCGCACUGUGACUGUGAGGCAUUUUUGAAAUCAUUUUAUGUUUUGUUGUCUGUUAAGUUUAGUUAUGGCCUUAGAAAUAAUUUGGCUUGGCUCUUGUAUGAACCAGCUAGACAAGGUAUGUUUUAUAGUGUUGAACUCGAAGAACGAUUUUCAACUAUGAUUUACAAUGCAAAUUAUGUUUUACCGUAUUUGAUGUUGUACGUGUUACAAGUCGUCGUUGAAAAAUGCCUUGUGUCACAUUGCCUUUAAAGAUGAUGUCCACUCCUGUGCGCAUGCGCGAACUUUGUUUACGUUUUGAACCGCUAUAUUUGUAAAAUAUGAUAUACUGAAUAUCUAACACUUUUCUGGUUUGCUAUGUUUGUAAAUCAAUAUAAACUCUAUGUUUCAAUUCAAAAAAGUUUGAAAGAUGCAAAAUUUAGGUUUAUAUCUGAGGGUUCACCUUUGUUAUGAGCAGAACUGAUGUGCAGAAUGGAGUGGAAAUCAUCUUUAAGAUGAAAUAGUAUUAACAAGUGUGAUUUGAUGGGUUUCACUAUGUGUUGAAGGGUAACAGAUGGUGAUUAACUUCAGAAUUUUGACACUUUUAGCAGAGCUGCAAAAUUGCUGCUCAAAACUGAAUUAAUCACACUUAAUUACAAUAGACCUCACCGAUUAUUCUCUUUUACCCAAUGGCCUCAUUUCCAUGUUGACUUAUUUUAGCAUGUCAGGGGCAGAUAAAGAUUAUAUUAAAUCCCAUGUUUUCCUGGACGAAUUUGUUUCUUGCUGUUCUUAGGCUCAAUAACAAAGUAAGAAAACGAGGUCAUUGGGUGAAAAGUGAAUAAACGGCAAGGUCUAUUAGUUGCUUUGAAAAGUAGCAAGACAAAUUAGACUACAUCACUCAAUUCUACCAGUUGACAAGCAUUCCGUUGAUCUGUAGUUAUUAGUCGUACUGCUCGUACAAUAGUAUAUUAGAUACAGCACCUUGUCAAGACAACAUUGAGCUAAUGUGCAGGGGUGGAAAAAACAGGCGAGCAGUGCUUGCAGGAAAUGUUAAACAGCUGCAGAAAAUUCGUUUGAAUGAAGAUUCAAAAUUUGAAGGAAACCUUAACACCCAUGUCCCGCUGUGGGUGCAACAACAUAUGGUUGACAAACAUAAGGCCACAUAAAAAAAUUACUUGUUUAGCGUCCACCCAUUUUAAUUUACAAAAUUCUGCUAAAUACAGGAAAUCCAGUAUAUUACCACAGUCAAAACUCACUUUAAUUCUUUCAAAAUCCGUUCAUGUUUUUUAAUGCCGUUCAUGUUUUUAACAAAACAGAAAAUUACCGUUUGGCGGUCACGCGCGAACACUUUAGCUGCGAACAGGCAUAUUCUGGGAAGGAAACUUUGUGUAAACGUAUUACAUAGCUCCCAGAAGAAUAAAAUCACCAUUUUUUCAAGUAAAACGGUCUUUUUUAUAGAGAGUUUUUGCACUAAACUCGGACAGAUUUAAAAAAAAAAAAUUAAAAAUUUGAGGUCGGGGACUUUUAUCAGGUCGGGCGGGGACGCUAUAAAACAAGUAAUUUUUUUUAUGUGGCCCAAUUCCUUGAAUUUAAAACCAUGUUCAGCUAAAACACUAUAUGUUUAUGCAGAUUUAGCACAAAAAUUCUUCGAUGGGCGUUGGUCUGCAGGAAAUUUUUGUUUCCACUCUCCAGGCUGUGCUUCCAGGAAGAAAAUUCUUUUUUCCUGCCCUGCCUGCUUCCAUUCUCUGCUGUGACCCCCAAACAACUCAUUGCUUUCACAAUUUCAUAAUAAUUUCUUACAUAUAUAAACAUCAAGAAUAAAAUAUUAUAAUAUAUCAAAACAUUCAUCAAUUCUCAUUAUUUCCAUCUUAAGAUUCGUUUAUAAGUUUUCUUAAACUCCUUAUUAUGCAGUCCAUAUAAAAAUGGGUUUAACAUACUGUUUAGAAACCCAAGGAUAAGCAAAAAUUGUUCCACGUAAAAUGGCGGAAUACUGCACGAAAGGUUGGAUUUAAAGCACGCAUUGACAUACAUACUCGUGAUAGUAUGCGGAUACCAGCACAAGAAAAACGUUCCCACGAUAAUUGCGAGUGAUUUUGCCGCCUUAACGUUUUUUCGAAGCAUCGAGGUUCCGUUUAUUGAAAACGUGCGUGAUUUGCGUUUUCCGUUAUUGUUUCUGCGUGUAACCUCCACGUUUGAAUGUGUAGAAUUCUUUCUUUCGUGCAAUAAAUCCAUUUUCGCGUGCUUGAUCUCUAUUUUUGCGUGCUUGGUAUCCAUAUUUGCGUGCGUGGAAUCUUUUCUUUCGUGCUCAAUUUUGUGAUUCGCGUCUUCGUCUUUCUUACCAACGUGUGGAAAUUUGUGAUUCGCGUGCGGAGGGCUCAAGUACGUGUGGUUACCAUUGUGGUGCGUUUCCAACUGAAUCGGGGAACACGAACCUGCUCUUGAUGAUCUUCGACUAUUAUUAGUUGAAUGUAUCAUCCCAUUUAGAGAAGCUCUAUCGUUUAGAGUCACGCUUUCCAAGCGGUGAAUCCUUCUUAUAUGUCCUCGGGCUAUUAGAUAAAUUUUGAAAUAUAUCGCUGUCAUUAUCAGAGGUGGAAUAACAAAAUUCAAGACAGACAUCAUUACGGAAUAGUGCCAGGCAAUAUCAAACGAACAAGCGUCAGCGGUACUAUUACUUGCAGUACAGUUACUUGGUGUUGUAGUUGGCCAUGGGGUUGUAUCUUUCCAUCCCAUCAAUGGUAAAAAAGCCAUCAGGGUUGAAUAGACCCAUAUGAAUGUGAUCAUCAUUGACGCACGAAAUGGCGUGGUCUGUCGCUUGUAGGCGAACGGGUCACGAAUAAGCCGAAAUCGAUCUAUACUGACUGCAAGUAAGUUUAAAGUCGAGGCAGGUGCUGAGACCAGGUACACUGUGGUAUAGAAUUGACAAAAUGUUUCCCCGUAAGACCAGGAGCCUUUCUUUACGAUCAGUUCCAAAUCCCAAGGCAUCACGAAGAUCGUCGUGAUCAGAUCACUUAUAGCUAGACUUAGGAUAAAAAAAUUCGAGACCGUUCGUAAGUGUUUGUUUAUCUUGAAAGCGAGACACACCAUAGAGUUUCCUAUGAUUGAAAUAGUUAUGAUGAUUGCCAAGCAUACAAUGAAGAAAUAUCUCAUUCUUUCAGCC
Molecule: messenger RNA, 6593 nt
Organism: Paramuricea clavata
Lineage: Eukaryota; Metazoa; Cnidaria; Anthozoa; Malacalcyonacea; Plexauridae
Source: the annotation of a GenBank genome assembly